Molecule: messenger RNA, 3795 nt
Organism: Penicillium expansum
Lineage: Eukaryota; Fungi; Ascomycota; Eurotiomycetes; Eurotiales; Aspergillaceae
Product: serine/threonine-protein kinase
Exons: 5
Coding region: 1-3795 (1264 amino acids)
Biological process (GO): protein phosphorylation; intracellular signal transduction
Cellular component (GO): cytoplasm
Molecular function (GO): protein serine/threonine kinase activity; ATP binding
Source: RefSeq, a predicted model, not a curated record
AUGUCUCACACCAACUACGCCAUGGACCAGAUGAUGUCGGAUGUUAAUGACUCUCAGAGGAGGCGUCAGCCCUUGAGAGAUGUGUCGAGCCGGAUGAACCACCCCAAGUCGCCAAAUGUCGAGACACCGCGCCUGAGGAUCCACGAAUCCGAGCAGCUGAAGAGUCCUGACCGGAUGUCCUUUCUUAUGACACCAACUCCACAAAGGAAUAAGGAAAACGACCGGCUGUCCGUGGUUACCGACCUGCAGCCCGACUCGGCCCGAAACUCAAUCAUGUCUGCGGCAUCUAUCUUGUCAACCAAAGGGAAAAGGAAAACACAUGUGGGACCAUGGCAGCUGGGACGAACACUGGGGAAGGGAGCCACUGGACGGGUUAGACUAGCCAAGCAUGCUGUAACCGGGAAUACGGCCGCUAUCAAGAUCGUUUCAAAGAAGUCAGCUGCUAUGGUUCAGAGUGAGAGUAUCGCGGCGAUGGACCGUAACAUGGGAAACUUCCCUACCAAUUCUGCCACCAGACAAAUGCCCUGUGGGAUUGAACGCGAAGUGGUCAUCAUGAAGUUGAUUGAACAUCCGAAUGUGAUCAGUCUUUAUGAUGUUUGGGAAAAUCGUGGAGAAUUGUACCUUGUCCUUGAACACGUCCAGGGUGGAGAGUUGUUCGAUUAUGUAUCUAACAAUGGACCGCUACCGGAAGAAGAGGCUGUGCGACUGUUUCGACAGAUCAUCGCGGCCCUUGGGUAUUGCCAUCGUUUCAAUAUCUGCCACCGCGAUUUGAAGCCCGAAAACAUCUUGCUUGAUUCAAACCAUAAUGUUAAGCUUGCUGAUUUCGGGAUGGCCGCGCUACAACCCGCAGGUCACUGGUUAAACACUUCAUGUGGUAGCCCUCACUAUGCGGCACCGGAAAUCAUCUAUGGUCGAAAAUACCGUGGCGACAAAGCUGAUAUGUGGAGCUGUGGUAUCAUCCUGUAUGCCCUUUUGACUGGUUAUCUGCCUUUUGAUGGAGGUGAUUUGGGAAGCACCCUGCGACUUGUGAAGAAAGGAGACUACAUGAUUCCCCCGGAGCUAAGUGAUGAAGCAGCCGAUCUCAUCCAGCGUAUCCUCCAGAAGCGCCCGGAGGACCGAAUUUCUAUGCAAAGCAUUUGGUUGCAUCCGUUGUUAACCAAAUAUGAAAAACUGCACAAUGCCAUGGUUGAUCACUACGUCGGCCCUCCUCCGCCUCUGUCGGUGAAGGACUGCGGCCAAGCCCUGUCCUGUCAGCAGGACAUCGAUCUCGAUAUCCUUCGCAAUUUGCAAACUUUAUGGCAUGAUGUUAAGGCCGAGGAUCUGAUGCAAAGGUUGUUAUGCAUCGAACCGACCCACGAGCGGAUGUUCUACAACGCCUUGGCAAAAUUUCGCGAUGAGCAACUGGAAAACUACCAAGGUCAGCCUCUGGAGUACUCGGCUAGUGACUAUCACCACAUCUCCCGCCCCGGUGGUAGAGUUCGUCGAGGCCGCAGCCAGACGGGCCAGGGUAGCUCCAAGCGUCGUGCUCAAUUCCCAUCUGUCAAAGAGUUCCCUCGUCGCCUGAGCUCUUUUAAGGAGCCGAUGUCUUCUGGUACUACUGCGAGCUAUGACCCGUAUCGGUCUCCCAAUCACGACAGCACAGCGUCAAAAGCACAGUAUACCCAUAUUACCGUCCAUCGAGAGUCGCCGGAGCAAUCUCAGGCUAUCCUAUCGUCGCCCAGGGUGCAGCCCCCCCCUUCCAUUGCGGAGGAGCAAGAGCCAGAAGAAUCGGACGGGCCAGAUGCCUCGCCAUUUACUGUUCUCCAGAAGCGCAAGCACGGGCCGAGCUCUAUGAAAUCUUUCGUCUCUUCCAAGGUACCUCAUUCCAGCUCCCGCGCUCCCGGAUUAUCGACACACUCCAUGAGCUAUCGUCGUAAUGUUUCCUUCCACCACGCACGCAACCGCUCACAUGGGUCUACAUCUGCCAAACCCAAGAAGAGAAAGAUUGCCCCACAAAAUCAGCAAAAUGAAAUCAAGCGGUCACCAAGCACCUGCAGCUUGCAAAUUUUGGCAGAUGGCCUCUGUCUGCCGGACAUGCCAAGCAGCCCACCCUUGCCAGCACAGCCAACCGUGGUACGAGCCAAUGGUCCCAAGGUCAAGAGUCUGGGGCAAGUCAGAAAAGUCCGCGAGACAGAUUACACGUGGAAGGAGGACACUCGAAAAGUCUCUCAUGAGCUCAGCCAGAUCUGCGAGGAGGCAUUCAAUGGCAGCUCUGUUACAACCAUUCGGACUACGAGCGGUGGAUCUGGAUACGAAACACCGGGAACUCCAGUCUCGACGGCAAGCCUUGAUCAAGUCAAGCCCACUUCGACGAUCCCCGUGGCUCAUACUUCCAAGGAGUCAUCCCGACCUUACAAUAUCAAGGAGCUUACUGAGACACGCCAAAAGCUCAUUGAGCACAGCCGGGGUCGAAAAGACAACGUGCCUGCCUAUCUUUCUGGUGUGAUCACUCAUCUCGACCGCUUGAUCGAAGAAGAUCAAGCCAAGAAUGGUACCCAGCGGGAGGUGGAAGUAGCAUCUUACCAAGAUCCUUUCAUAAUUUCACCAAACGAGACCUUCCUCCCUGUUAUCAAUGAGAAUUGCGCAAGCCCUGUCCGUGAGCCCAGUGAGGCCAGCCCUCGACGUCAGCAAAAACCACGGACUUCGCUAGCUACAUCUCACGGCGGCGAUGCCAAGGCAACAAUUCGGAUGGUCCCCCAUAGUUCGCUCCCAUCCAUGCAGGAAGUUAAGCCCCUUACCAUUCGCAAGAAGAAUCACAGCAAGCUCGCUUCGUCAGAUGUUCAUGAAUUUGCUAUGGGUGACCCUGCGGGUAGUGACCGGAACUUUUCCAUUGGAUCCCGACAUGCUGCUCAACCCAGUGGGCUGGCUCCCAUCGAAGAAGUUCCUCUGUCUCCUAAGAAAACAACAGCCCGUGCUCCUGAAGGGAAGAAAUGGUCAUGGUUCAAGCACCGAUCGCAGGGCUCUGACAAUCCUCCUGCUCUCCCACCCAAGGAUAGCCACCUCAUUAUUCCCAGUGGUGGCACGAUUGUGCACAAUCCAAUUACCCUCGAGCCCGCUUCUCCUUCCAAGGGAGAGAACACAGAGCGAGUCCCAAAACGAAAGACAUCCAUGGAUCGGUUUGGCGGUGGCUUUUUUAAGAAACUCUUGACCAAAAAGUCCACCCAGAAUGAGGAAGAAUCUCCUGCGAACAAUGAGAACGAAAUCCAAACCACGCCAACCAAAGAUAAUCGUUAUUCUUCACUGAUGUGCAAGGGACUUGCAGACACCGACAGUUCCGUUGAAGCUGAUGAUGCCCCGAACCCCUUCCACCAGAAGCGCCGCUCGAUUGCCAACCACAACUGGUUUGCCCGAGUUUUCCAGAUCAAGCCUGCAACCCAAGUCAUUGCGCUCAGUACAUCAAAGGUCAAAGGUCGCAAGGAACUCUACAAACUGCUUCGCGAGUGGCGGGAUUUUGGUAUGGAGGAUGUGUACCUUGACAAGACCAACAGCAUUGUUCACGGUCGUGUCAGCGAGGCAAACUUCCUCCACCUUCGGGAGGUUGAGUUCACCGCUGAAUUUUACACUGUCCUUGAGCACGGCCACCAAGCCAACCUCAGCCUGGUCCGGUUCAAACAGGAGCGUGGCGCCGCUUCAUCCUUCAACAAGGUAGUGGACGCUGUGCAGAGCACACUGAUGCGCCGUGGCAUGGUUGUUGAGGACCCAUCUCGUGCAGAGAACAUGAUGCGCGUUCUUGACUCUGUGCCGAACCACAACUAA